Prosopis cineraria is the source of this 4021-nucleotide messenger RNA. RefSeq lists its product as uncharacterized. Gene Ontology annotation, molecular function: acyltransferase activity, transferring groups other than amino-acyl groups; transcription corepressor activity. The record is from RefSeq and is a predicted model, not a curated record. The coding region runs from base 10 to 3795 and encodes 1261 amino acids. Gene Ontology annotation, biological process: negative regulation of DNA-templated transcription. The transcript is spliced from 11 exons. Lineage: Eukaryota; Viridiplantae; Streptophyta; Magnoliopsida; Fabales; Fabaceae.
GAGUCUUCAAUGGCGGUGGAGGAAUUGGAGUCUCCUGGGAGAAAGCGCAAGCGAGGGUCUGGAAAAAGGAAGCUCGUUGUCAAUGAUAGAGUGGAGGUGAGAAGUAUCGAAGAUGGCUUUUUGGGUUCAUGGCACCCGGGGACUGUUAUCCAAUGUGGGAAGCAGAAACGUCAUGUCCGAUAUGAUAACGUUUUAGAUGAUAAUGGGUCAAAUUAUCUUGUCGAUGUAGUGGAUGUUCCGGCUAUUUUGGAUGGCGCCAGUUCCACAAUUUACAAUGAACGCGGAUUUAUUAGACCACCGCCACCUUCGAAGGAGUUUGGGAAAUGGGACCUUCCUUUUGGUCUCUGUGUUGAUGUGCACUAUCAAGAAGCUUGGUGGGAAGGUGUUAUUUUUGAUCACUGUGAUGGGAUGGAGGAGAGAUCCAUAUUUUUCCCAGAUUUGGGUGAUGAAAUGAAGAUUAAAAUCGAUCAUUUGCGUGUUACUCAUGACUGGAGUGAAGUUACUGAGGAAUGGGAGAGACGAGGCAUGUGGGUAUUUCUUGAAUUGGUUGAAGAGUGUGAACAGGAUACUUAUGUUGCAGUUUCAGUAAAGCAAAUCUGGUAUGAUGUGCGUGCAAAAGAAGAUUUCGAUAAGAUUAGAGACUGGACUUGUAAUGUGAAAGACUUGUGGAGAGAUCUGGUACUAGAGGUAAUUAAUGACUACUUUGCACUUACACUGCGGGAAGUUUUCACCGUCUUUGAUAUUUCAAAAGAUCUCUUGACAGUAGCACUAGAACCAGAGUCAGCUGCACCUACUGCUGAUAUUCACAUAAAUCCGGAAAAAAAUACAGACAACUUUCAAUCUGUUUUGAAUUCUGAUAAUCAGUUAAAUAGCAAAUCAAAUGUGCUUUAUGAUGCUGGUCCUAGUGAUGCAUUUGUCCGUGACAUAAGUUUGGCUGAGAAACAUUCGGAAAAUGAUGAGCUUUCAGAUUUCUUGGAUGCUGAUCAAAACAGUGGUAGCGUCUUUCUUAUCCAGGAGAAAUAUGAUUCGCAGACCUUGCGGGGUGGAGUGUCAAAUGCGCCUGUGGUGGCAGACUUAGACAUGUCCUUCCUUGAGAAGGAAGUACUGGUGCAGAAGGAAUCUAUAUCUCCAGUAGAAGAGAUCUUAGCAGAUAUUCCAGAAGGAAUUUCUGGACAAGAUGCUGGUACUGCUGGUGAAGUAAAUUAUGGUGCUGGGUGUUAUAAAAGAAAUAGACAGUUGGGGUCUUCAACUUGCAGAAGGUUGACUGAUUGGAAUCCUCUGAUACUUUCUGAAGUUGAACUGUGCCCUGAUUCUAUCCAUCGAUAUGCACUUGCAUCUAAUAGGAAGAGCAGGGAACAACUGAAGACAAAUGUCAGAAAACAUAUUGCAUAUCUUGGAUGGAAAAUUGAGUGGAUGCAACAUGCAAAUGGUUUUUAUCAACAAACGCAAUAUAGGUACACCUCACCUGAGAAAGAGGGGAAACAGGUCGUUUACAAGUCACUUCGCAAAGUUUGUGAACAUAUUGAAAAGGACACCAAUACGAACUCUUUGUUGUCACAAGAUGAUCAGAGAAGGAUGCAUCCUACAACUGGCAGUAAUAUUUCACAUAAUGCAAUCUUGCCAUCUCCUUCAAUUGAAGACGCAGUUGAACCUGAAUUUUGCCCAGAAGCUGUUUUGAGAUAUUACUUGCUUCCAUUAAAGAAGGGGCUCGGCGAUGUUAAAAAAAUUAUGAUACCAAAGGCAAGAAAACACCUGUUAGCAGAAGGAUGGAAUUUUGAGUAUCCAACCAUAAGAGGAAGAGGAAUCACCUACAUUUCACCCCAAAAUGUGCGUUUUGGUUCACUUCGAGUGGCUUGUGGAGCAUGUAUAAAAGUAUGUCUUCCCCAGUGGAUCAGCUCUGGAACGAUGUCUCUGGAUGGUUUGGGCAUAAAUGAAGAGACAAUGAAUCCGGUUGAUAGUGAUAAACUAUUGUAUUACGUGUCUCAGUUGCUUCAAAAGGAGCCUGAAUUGGCUGAUUUAAGUGGGGUGCCAGAAAGUAGAUCAACUGGGCAUUGCAAGCUCAAACCCUCCAGGAACGUAAAGCCCAGACCACCUAAGCUCCAGAAAAAAGGAUUACCUAUUCGGUUACAACGAUCAAGUAAAAGGGUCCAGAAGGUGUGUGCUCCUUGUCCAUCACACCAGAAAGCUCAAAAUGUCCUGUCCUGGUUAAUCGACUGCAAAGGGUUGUUACCAAGGUCUAAGGUCCAAUACCGGGCAAGAGGCACAGGUCAUCCUAUGGCAGAGGGGCGAAUAACUCGUGAUGGAAUCAAGUGUAGCUGUUGUCGGAAGCUAUAUAGUCUCAGUGGCUUUGAAGGUCAUGCAACUGGUAGUCGUAAUUGCAGGUCAGCAGCUGCUAAUAUUAUUUUGGAAAAUGGCAAAUCACUCCUAGAUUUCCAGAUGAAGAUAAUGAAUGAGCAUCGGGCAAGAGGAACUAUAAAAACACCAUCCAAAAGUGUAUAUCAGGAAGAGAAUGAUGCCAUUUGUUCUGUUUGUCACUAUGGCGGUGAACUAAUAUUAUGUGAUAAUUGCCCUUCUUCUUUUCAUAAAAGCUGCCUAGGUUUGGAGGAUAUCCCUGACGGUGACUGGUUUUGCCCAUCAUGUUGUUGUGGAAUUUGCCAACAAAGUAAAACUGAUGGGGCUGAUGAUGAAAAUCUUUUGACUUGCAGUCAGUGUGAACAUAAAUAUCAUGCUAACUGCUUGGGAAAAAGGCCUGUAGCAAUGUCUGGAAGAUAUCUGAAAAAUUGGUUUUGUGGAAAAAGCUGUGAAAAGUUAUAUGCAGGCCUUCACAAGCUAUUAGGAGAACCUGUUGCAGUGGGUGUGAACAAUUUAAACUGGACGUUGCUGAAGUAUGUUAACUCUGAGAAUUGUGAUCUUGGGAAUGGUAGAAGUAGCCUAGAGGUAGAGAGUUACAGCAAACUCAAUGUGGCUCUUUCAGUGAUGCAUGAAUGUUUUGAGCCCUUAAAGGAAUCUUACUCUGGCAGGGAUCUCAUGGAAGAUGUUAUUUUCAGCAGAUGGUCAAAGCUUAAUCGAUUGAACUUUCAAGGUUUCUAUACUGUACUCCUGGAGAGAAAUGAAGAAGUGAUAACUGUGGCAACUGUUAGGGUCUAUGGAGAGAAGGUAGCAGAAGUACCCCUUGUUGGUACCAGAUUUCAAUAUCGCCGCCUUGGAAUGUGUCGCAUUUUAAUGGACGAGCUUGAAAAGAGGCUCAUGCUAUUAGGGGUGGAGAGGAUAGUUUUGCCUGCUGUUCCAAGUGUGCUAGAAACAUGGACGACUUCUUUUGGCUUUGCACAGAUGACAAAUUCUGAGAGAUCACAGUUUCUGGACUACACUUUCCUUGACUUUCAGGAUACUAUCAUGUGCCAGAAACUCUUGACCAAGACUCGUCCAGCUUUGGUUUUGUCAACAGAGAGCCAUCCAAACCCACAUGAUGUUUUAUCUGUAAGUGGUGGUACUGGUUUUGAUCAGUCUAGUGCUGUAUCUGAACUAUGUCAGGCAGAAGAGAAUGACAAAAGUGAGACGCUGGAUCUACAAAUGGUGGAUCCUUUUGCUGGCAGUGAGGAUCGUCUUGGUAAUGGUGCCCCAUGUCCAGUUCACUUGGCGAAGCCAGUAAAUUCCGAGGGCGAACAACUGCAGAACAGAAGCAUUACAGAAUGCUCACUUGAAGAUGGCCACUUAAAACAAGUUUCCACCUAUAACGCUCCAUGUAAGUACUACAAGCGAAGGAAAAAUCAUGGAAGGAUGAGAAUUCUCAGUUAAAAAGGUGGCCACUGAAAUCACUGAACCAUCUGGGUUGAGCCAUGUACGAAGUUUUGGAGGUACAUACUUGUCAUCAGUUCAAUGCUCUGUUAUCCUUUUUUGGUGUAUUAAGAUCUCAGUUUAUAUAAUCUAGCCCACGCAUGCAACCCACCUAUGUCAUCUUAGGUAUCAUGUUGAGGUGGUUUUGUGUCUCUUUUUGUUCAAUUCUGAAUCAUGAGAAAUGAAC